Oryzias latipes (Japanese medaka) is the source of this 2268-nucleotide messenger RNA. Its product is annotated as ubiquitin-associated protein 1-like. The record is from RefSeq and is a predicted model, not a curated record. Gene Ontology annotation, molecular function: ubiquitin binding. Gene Ontology annotation, cellular component: ESCRT I complex. NCBI's taxonomy places the organism in Eukaryota, Metazoa, Chordata, Actinopteri, Beloniformes, Adrianichthyidae. Gene Ontology annotation, biological process: ubiquitin-dependent protein catabolic process via the multivesicular body sorting pathway.
UAGGUGUUUACAUUUAAUUUCCUUUUUCAAUGCUGCUAUUAUUUAUGAAGGUGGUUUACAUGAAGGAUUACACAGAUGGUAAACAUACCCUCAACUGAUGUCAGGGGAUUAGUGAUGAGAGGGUUUAUCCCGCACACUCGUGUUUGUGUUAGUCAUUUACUCCAGUCACCUGUAGAUGAAUCAGAGGACUGUGCACUUUGAAUACCAGUGAGGAAGGAUAUUUGUUGGUGCGCUUUGGUAAUGAUGAACAUUGUAGAGGACGUCCCGUUUCAGACCCCUGUGGGUCCACUGGGGGCUGAAGUACAGCUGGUGACUGCCCCAGAGAUUGCUGUUCCAGACUGUCACCAAAUUAUGCAAGACACCCAGUAUGAAUUCAACUUGGAGAGAUGGAUUCUUUGCGAUCAGCAACCGGCCUGUCAAGCUCCAUCCUGCCCACCGUUUUGGAUGAUGUUCAGCAACCCUAAAGGAAGCUGCCUUCUCGGUCACAGGACCAGCAAUGCCUGGGCCCCCAGGCCUCGGCCCCGCAGCCACAGCCUGAGCUCUGCAGACACCCACCGGCUGUACCAUCACAACGUCAAAUUCCCUGAAUACGACUCUGAUUAUGAGGAUGGUUACUAUGACGACAAAGGAAGCUCUGCAGAGGCAGCGCAUCUUCAGUUUGACAUUAAAGAGCGACCUCGAAGUGCUGCACCCAGAGAUCCCCUAUCCAGAGUUAAAGACAUGCACUAUCAACGUUCAUCUCCGACCCUCACGGGUCAUAGGGCGACUUCUUCUCUCCCAGACUGCAGACAACCCCUGCGUGCUUUAGAGCAGCACCGGUCCAAGCAGGCUAGUCCCCUUUCCGAGAGGCUUAAGAACGGCAAGAAGAGGCAGUGCUCUGUGGGUAGAAGGCACUCCCAAAACACACCGCCUGCUCAGGCUUUACCAAAGACGCAGCGGCGCCCCUCCUCUGCUGGGCCUGUAGUCACAAACCGCAGAAAAAAGGCUCUAACAACUCACAGCGCACGGGGAGUUUUCUUUGACUCUGCAGCUGAGCUGCUGAUGGCACUUAGUAAGGAGGAGCGAGAAUUAUUGGAAACCAUCACUGAUAAGGGAUACCCUUUACGCACAGCCAUUCUGGCUCUCCAAAAGACCGGCUAUCGGACCCCAGAAAAGGUCCUCAAAUACCUGGUUGCUAGUGACCAUCUGUGUCAGCUGGGUUAUGACGAAGCACAGGUGGAGGAAGCACUCGAGAUGUUUCAGAACUGUGAAAGCAAGGCAGCUGAAUUUCUUCGACUGUUGACACAGUUUAAUGAGAUGGGCUUCCAACAAAGUGCAAUCAAAGAGGUGCUGCUUGUGCAUGAAAACCAUCGUGAGCGGGCUCUAGAGGAACUCAUGACGCGCAUGGCUUAAAGAGACAUCUGCUCAAGGAAGAUAAUGGAGUACAAACACUGCCUUCUGACCAACUUGGCAUUAAAAAUACAUAUGUACACAAAAAAAAAUCAUUUAGGAUUCUACUUCCAUAUUUAAGUUUAUUUACAGUUUUAAAAAGAAAAAAAAAAGACUCAACAGGUUUUUGUAGUUGAGCGGUCAUUCCAGCUCAAAUAUUGUCCUGGUGCUUUUUAGAACUUCUGUAGUGAAAAAACUGUGUGGCAAGCAUUUUAUUCUUUAAGAACUUUAAGAAAAAAAAGCCAUAGCCAAUUCAUUUAAGCAGACAGAGAAAUAUAUACACAUUUGGGGGAAAAAAAAACUCUUUCUACAGCAGAAACCCUCAAAAUUUGUAUUUUAAAAGAAAAGAAGUUUAGAAAAAAUUCAAACAAUAUCUUAACAAUUUCUUAAAAUUUUUACAUCAGAAUUCAGUUUUGUCCUCUACAUCACACUACUUGGAUGAACAACGGCUCCUUAGAACCAUCACUGAUGGCUGACGGUGGAAUUCAGCAGUCCUGUCAUCACAUUUGAUUUAGAAGCUUUUGUGAGGUCUUUCUGCAAAGAGAAGGCAGUUUAAAACCCGUCAGUGAAGCGAUCAACGUAUGUACCUGUGUGGUUAUUAUAGUAUAGAAAAAUAAUAGCACUGUUUUUUAUGUUUAACACUAAUAUCCCACCCCCAAUUCAGAUUUGUAGGUAAUGUGAUAGGAUUGUCCUCUAAAUGUGCAAUCUGCUAUGUUUUCUUUCUAAAUAUUUGUAUUGAUUAAAUGAUGCAUGUUUAUGCUGCUUUUUAGGGAUGCAUCUGUCGAUUAAAAAAAAAAAAGUGAAACGUUUAAUAACUUCAAAAUAAAACACUAAAAGAUG